AAAUUUUAUUUUAUAAUAUAUGGUAUUUAUGGAUAACUUUAUGUAAAGUAAUGAAUUGCUAAUUUUUCAGGACCAUGUAUGUGAACUUUUGACUACAAUGGAUGCCUGUCAGCUAACCUUAGAUAUUACAACUAGCUUUGAUUUAACCAAAUCUUAUCUGGACCUUAUUGUGACAUACAUGUCGCUAAUGAUAUUAUUAUCCCGUGUGGAAGAUAGGAAAGCUGUUUUAGGGCUGUUCAACUCUGCCCAUGAGAUGACUCAUGGUCACAGCGAUACAAGCUUUCCGAGGCUUGGUCAACUUAUAAUUGACUAUGACCAACCACUUAAAAGAUUAUCUGAUGAAUUUAUUCCUCAUUCCAAAUUGUUAUUCCAAGCAUUGAUGUCACUUCAGCAUGUUUAUCAUAGAAGAAAUUUAUCUGUAGAAGAUUGGCGAAAAAGUCAAAUGUUAAGUCUAGUGGCAACUCCGUCUCAAAUGUUAAAUCCUGCACAAACAGAAACAAUGCCUUGUGAAUAUUUGUCUUUAGAUUGUAUGCAGAGAUGGAUUAUAUUUUCAUUUGCUCUGAUUCAUCAAUAUCUUAGUCAGCCUCCUGCACAGGAAUUAUUUACUAGUGCUCUGAACGGAGGUUGGAUCCACACUUUGUUUAGAGAUGAAGUGCUUCAUACACAUCAAUAUAUACAAACUUUUUUCGAAUCUAUUAAAGGCUAUAAUAAGAGGGUUUCUGAGGUAAAAGAAUGCUAUAAUUUUGCCACUCAAAAUGCUUGCCUUCUUCAUAGAGAAAGAAGGAAAUAUUUACGCACGGCACUGAAAGAAUUGGGUCUCAUUUUGGCUGAUCAACCUGGGCUUUUAGGUCCCAAGGUCCUUUUUGUUUUUAUGGGAUUAUCUUUUGCUCGAGAUGAAGUUCACUGGUUAUUGAGACAUAGUGAAAAUCUACCUCAAAGGCAAGGCAGAACUCGAAUGCCAGCUGAAGAUUUGGUUGACAGACAGCUACCUGAGUUAUUGUUUCACAUGGAAGAACUCAGAGCACUUGUUCGCAAAUAUAGUCAAGUUAUACAAAGGUAUUAUUUGCAAUAUCUUUCUGGCUAUGAUGCUGUAGCUCUAGACCAUAUGAUUCAGAAUAUUACAGUAAUUCCAGAAGAAGAUUCAGUAAUUUUGUCAUCAUUAUGCAAUACUAUUUCAUCACUGAAUGUUAAACUUAUUGAAGAAAAUGAAAGAGAACUUUUUGACUUCCGAGGAUUGAGACUGGAUUGGUUUAGAUUGCAGGCAUAUAGUAGUGUAGCAAAGUAUCCUCUAAAUUUACACGAACAUCGUGAGCUAGCUUACUUGAUGAAUACUAUUGUGUUUCAUACCAAAGCUGUUGAUUACCUGGAUGAAUUGAUGAUAGAGACAUCUGAUUUAUCUUUAUUUUGUUUUUAUAGCACCUUAUUUGAAAGUCAGUUUCAUAUGUGCUUGGAGUUCCCUGCCCAAACCAGAUACAUCAUAGCCUUUCCUCUCCUUUGCUGUCACUUCAUGAAUUGCACUCAUGAACUUUGUCCGGAAGAGAGAAUUCACAUUGGAGACAGAAGUUUAACAAUGAUAAAUGGCUUUCUUGAUGAAAUGUCCAAAGAAGCUAAAGAUAUUAUCACCACAUUAUGUGAUUCUCAGUGUGAUCUUAGUGAUAAGCUCUUACCUAAGCAUUGUGCACAGUUGAUUGCACAAGUAGUAAAUAAACGCAGGGACAAAAAGAACAAGAUUGUGGCUGAGCCUUUCAAGCCGGGAAUGGAGUCUUAUAGGAAAACAAGAGAGGAUCUUACAACGAUGGAUAAGUUACAUAUGGCUCUUAGUGAAUUGAGUUUUGCUAUUAAUUAUACUAGUACUAUAAAUGUAUGGGAUCAUGCAUUUGCUCCAAGAGAAUACUUAACGCAGCAUUUAGAAAAUCGAUUUAAUAAGUCAUUAGUUAAAAUGGUUAUGUAUAAUCCUCAAACCAAUGAAAUUGCUAAGCCUUCUGAGUUACUAACAACAGUACGAUCAUUCAUGGGUGUUCUUCAAACAAUAGAAAAUUAUGUUCAUUUAGAUAUCACUAGAGUUUUCAAUAAUGUUCUUUUGCAACAAACACAACCUCAGGAUAGCCAUGGAGACAAAACUGUCACUAGUCUUUAUACUAAUUGGUACUUGCAAGCAUUGCUAAGACGUGUGAGUGCUGGUAACAUAGCUUUUUCCAGAAAUCAAAGGGCAUUUGUUACUUUAUCAUCAGAAGGACAACUACCUUUCAGCGCUGAUGAGUACUCAGAUAUUAAUGAACUUCGAGCCCUAGCUGAGCUCAUUGGUCCAUAUGGGUUGAAAUACUUAAAUGAAUCACUAAUGUGGCAUAUUGCCAGCCAAAUUACUGAAUUAAAAAAACUUGUAAUUAUAAACAAAGAUAUAUUAAUGGCACUUAGAAGUAAUUUUGACAAGCCAGAACAAAUGAAGGAGCUGUUAAGAAGGCUUCAAAGACCAAAGAUGGCUCAAAAUGUUGACAAUGUUCUUCAACGUAUGACCAUCAUAGGAGUCAUAAUAUGUUUUAGGAAUUUAGCUGAAGAUUCACUUAAUGAUGUUCUUACAGAACGUAUUCCUUUCCUAUUGAGUUCAGUGUGUGACUUUAAAAAUCAUGUGCCAAAUGGAGAUUCUAUGAUUGUUUCUGAAAUGGCUUCAGCUGCCGGCUUUCCUUGUCGUGUUGAUCCAGAUUUAGUAGCUGCUUUACGUUCUCAGAAAAAUGAUCUAGGUGAAGAUGAAUACACAAUAGCUUGCUUACUAAUGGUAUUUGUUGCUGUAUCUUUGAAAAAACUGUCAAGAAAUGAGGCAUCAUUUUAUAAAGCAUCUCUUGAAGGCCAUACCAAUAAUAUACACUGCCUAGCUGAAGCCAUCAAUGGAAUAGCUGGUGCUUUGUUUACUAUUUGUGGCCAUGGGGAUAUUGAAGAUCGAUUGAAAGAAUUUUUGGCACUGGCAUCAUCUAGUCUAUUAAGACUAGGACAGGAAAACGACAAAGAAGCCACAAGAAACAGGGAAUCAGUAUAUAUUUUACUCGACUUGAUCGUACAAGAGUCGCCCUUUUUAACGAUGGAUUUACUGGAAUCUUGCUUUCCUUAUGCUCUACUUAGGAAUGCAUAUCAUGCUGUAUAUAGAACUGAAAAUGUAUAAUCAAAAAUGCCUUCAAAAACAGUUUUGUGUUCAUGCUUCGUUUAUAAAUAUUUUAUAUCAAGAAUAUGCAGUUACAUCUAUGAUGAACAUUUGAAUGCUUGUGGAAAGUGCAUUUAUUCUUCCCCAUUUAUUUCAUUCUUUUUUGUUCCUCAUUUUUUGUUUAUCGUUAAAUGCAGACUAAACAUUACCAGAGCAGGGAAGCCAACUAGGUUGUGUAAAGGUUAUAGGUUACUGUAGGCUGAAUAUAUCUACUUUAAAAGGGAAAUUUGGUGUUGAAUAUCCCAUUUUUGUGCUCUUAUUUUUCUUGUUCAAGUUCAUCUAGUGCCUUUUUCUUCCAAUUGAAAUUCAUUGAAAGUAAGAAAUUAGCUGUAUCACCAAUAUCUUUUAAAUGCAGAAUAAUUUGUGAUUUUUAGAAACCUUGAACAAAAUGCAGUUAAAAUUUAUGUACAUUUGGGGUUACAAGUUAAUAUUUAAGCAAAGAAAAACAUUCUUUUGAAUCAGUAUUGAGAAAGGCAUGACUGAAAAAAAAAAUUAAACCUGCUUGAUUGCUGGAGGAAACUGAAAAGAACACUUUCAAGUUUAUUCUUAUUUAAAACUCUCUCUUAAGUAUUGUUAGACAAUCUAACUAUUUUAGUUUUAUUGCAGUAGCUCUUGUUCAUUCCUAGCAUCUUGUCCAUUUUGAAUUCUCAAGAACAAUCAUUACAGAACACCCUUUUGAAAAUGCAAAUUUUUAAUGUGUUGCAAAAAAAUUUUCUUCUGGAAAAAGAUGCACAUUUUUUCUUAAUUUCUUUAUUUAUUAAUUUUAAUAGAUGUUUGUAAAUGAAAACAUUAAGAUGAGUUUUAAAAAUUUAUAGCAUGUUUAACAGGAUUAAAACAUUCUCAUAUAUGAUUAUUUAUUUUACUGACAUGAAUUUUAGCUUAAAUUGCUAUUUACAAAUUUAUGUUUUGUUAAAAUAAGUGAAUUUUCUUUUGUUGAAGAAUAAAUUAGAUAGAAAUAGUGUUUAUUAAUUCCUUUUUUUUUGGCAUAUUUGUUUUAUAAACAUUAAUUGCAUACUAAAAAUAAAAAAAUAGGCAUUUUUUUUCUCUGCAUUCUAAAAGCUGAUUCAAACAAUCUACUGACAUCAUUUAAAUAAAGGGAAUUUGAUAGCUCCGGAAUGAUGAACCGUUCGCAUGAACUAUUUUUUUGCAGUUCUCAUAAAUAUCAUUCUAUCCACUCAAUAUAUAUUCUGAUUUUUUUUAUCUUUAGACACUAUAUUAGACUUUGUUAAAAAUGUUAAAGCUUGUUUUCUAUUGAACAUUUUUAUCGCUUAUUUUAUUAUUAUUUUAAGUGUGACGUUUGUUGACCAUGGUAAAGUAUUCCUAGAAGUUGGCUUCCCUGUCAAUGUUUUUAUUAAUUAGUAUAUAUUUCUUGAGAAAAUGAAUUAAAAGUGUAUGUACAUUAAUCAUAUAUUUUAAUUAAGGAGUGCCAUUGAUGUAAUGCGGCAGUUGUUUUUAAUGUGGUGAAAUAAAAAACUAUUUAAUAUACUUGCUUUGCAUUUCUUAUGAGAGCAUUAAAAAUGUAUUUACCUAUGUAUAUUUAUACAUAUAUAUAUGAGAAUUGUAAUUUAUAUAUACUUUUCUUUUUAUAUUAUUGAACUUUUAUUUCUUUAAAUUUAUAUUAGUUUGUUACUGAUGCUUUGUUUACAUGUAUAUAAAGAAAUAAAAUUUCCAAAGAAUCGCUUA
This is a messenger RNA of Parasteatoda tepidariorum (common house spider), 4876 nucleotides long. RefSeq names its product Nck associated protein 1 Hem (gene Hem). NCBI's taxonomy places the organism in Eukaryota, Metazoa, Arthropoda, Arachnida, Araneae, Theridiidae. The record is from RefSeq and is a predicted model, not a curated record. Gene Ontology annotation, cellular component: SCAR complex. Gene Ontology annotation, biological process: cell morphogenesis; cell migration; neuron projection morphogenesis.